Solanum pennellii is the source of this 1011-nucleotide messenger RNA. RefSeq lists its product as uncharacterized. NCBI's taxonomy places the organism in Eukaryota, Viridiplantae, Streptophyta, Magnoliopsida, Solanales, Solanaceae. Bases 470 to 838 code for a protein of 122 amino acids. The transcript has 2 exons. The record is from RefSeq and is a predicted model, not a curated record.
GGUUAUAAUAGUAUUUUUAUAUGAUUUUGACAAUCAUCGGAUUGAGUUAGGUCCAAUGUUCAUAUGUUCGGUGAACAUCAUGGUUCUGUCCCUGCCCAUCACGAGUCUACAUGCAUCUAUUCCAUGUGUAUAUAUAAUAUGCUUGUAAUAACUUUAUUCUUUAAUUGUAAACAUUAAUUUGGUUUGGAAUACGUAGAAGUUGUCAUAUGCUGUCUAGUUACGUACAUAUAUAUAUAUAUAAUAGAAGAAGAGAGGCUUAGCAUUUGCCAAGAAGGAAUCCAGUGUCCAUUUCAAAAGAAGCUAAACUUUCUUUCUUUCAUUUCAUUUGUAGAAGGCUUGAAUGGUUCUUGUCAUCAAAUAUUGGAUGCCCUCUCUUCUUUUUCACUCCUUUGGCUCUGCUUGGUACUAUUGUUGCAUCGGUCUUGACCCUUGAGAUUUCCCUUGUGUAUCAAUAAUAAAAAUAGUUAUUAUGUCAAUAAAGAAGGUGAAGGGUAGUAGGUUGUUGAUCAUGGUUAAUGUCCUAGGAAGUGCUGGACCGUUGAGGUUUGUUGUGAAUGAGAAUGAUAUGGUUGCUAAGGUUGUUGAUACCGCUCUGAAACAAUAUAGUCGCGAGGGAAGACUUCCUCUUCUCAGUUCUAAUGUCAAUGAUUUCCUUUUGUACUCAGCCACUGCUGGAAUGGAUGCUCUGGGAGCAUCAGACUUGAUAGGGUCACUAGGAGUGAGGAAUUUCAUUCUUUGUAAGAAGCAAAAACAGGCAAUGAUGACACAAGGAAAUGGCAAAAGGGGAUGGAAAGCUUGGCUCACUAAGUCCUUUAGCUUCAAAAUUUAUUCCCAUUAAUUUCAUCAAGCAUUUGCACUUGUGUAAUAGAUUAUAUAUAUGAAUAAAUGAUGUACACAUCAAUUUCUAAGUUACUCAAAUGAACUCACUCUGUUUGGGCUUCAUGUAGGGGUGACUGAGUCAAAUUUGGACAGGUCAUAAUGGGUUAAGAUAAUAAACAUGUCAAGAUCUAA